Molecule: messenger RNA, 3812 nt
Organism: Fundulus heteroclitus (mummichog)
Lineage: Eukaryota; Metazoa; Chordata; Actinopteri; Cyprinodontiformes; Fundulidae
Gene: prnpb
Product: prion protein b
Exons: 2
Coding region: 98-1642 (514 amino acids)
Biological process (GO): protein homooligomerization
Cellular component (GO): membrane
Source: RefSeq, a predicted model, not a curated record
GAGUAACAGAGGCGGGAGGGGCUGAAACCUAAGAAGACCAGAGGAAGGACAGUGAAACCGUGGCGUCUGCGGCCGUCCUGAAAGCGCAAGUGUAAAGAUGAAGCCGUCUGUUACAGCUGCCCUGUGCCUGUCCCUUCUCUUAGUCGACAUUCAUCUCUCAUUGGCAGGCAAAACCAAACUGUCAAUUAAUCCGUUUAAGAAGACUAUUAAGACAAAAACUAAUCUGGAUGCCAAGACUAAAGAUUCAAUCCUGAAAAAGGCCAAACAACCCAACCCAAAUAAAGGAAAUUACCCUAAGCAACCAGGAGGAGACUAUCCCAACCAAGGAGGCUACCCUCAGCAGCCAGCAGGAAGUUAUCCUCAGUACCCAAACCAACAUGGAGGUCACCCCAACCCAGGUAGCUACCCUCAGUACCCAAACCAACAUGGAGGUCACCCCAACCCAGGUAGCUACCCUCAGUACCCAAACCAACAUGGAGGUCAUCCCAACCCAGGUAGCUACCCUCAGUACCCAAACCAACAUGGAGGUCAUCCCAACCCAGGUAGCUACCCUCAGUACCCAAACCAACAUGGAGGUUAUCCCAACCCAGGAAGCUACCCUCAGUAUCCAGGGAGAGGCUAUCCGCAGUAUCCAAACCAACACGGGGGCUAUCCGUACCGUGGAAGCUAUCCUCAGUACCCAAGCUACCCUGUCGGGGGUAAUCCAGCACCAGGCUACUCAUAUGGAGGAGGUUACGGAAGUUAUCCUGGUGGUUACAUCAACCAUAACCCAAACAACAAAAUCCUGAGCCCCCACUAUGGUGGCAGCUUUGGAUAUGGCGGAUAUGGCGGUGGAGGCGGUUCCCCUUUCUCUCACUCAGUUCAGAAAAUGGGAUUCGCUCCGUCCGAUAAAUCCAAAGGGUUCGGGCGCAGUGCAGUAAUGGCCGCGGCAGGAGGGGCAAUGGCAGGGAUGGCCCUGGGUUAUGGGUUAGGAAGGUUCCCCCGUCCCCAUUUUGACUUCCACAGCCCCCAGGAGGAGUACUACUACAACUACUACAUGUACAAGAGAUAUGGCGUAAAAUCCACUGACGGGGAUGACUACAGCAGGGACUACCAGUUCAGUCAACCACCUGAGACCUUUGACAGCUACAUGACCUCCUGCAUGAAGAGAACGGACCUUCUGCCAGGAGAGAACCAGAGGUCGAAACCCAGACCACUCACCACCACAAUUAAAACCACAAUUAAAACCAUAACAACCACCGCUGCAAUCACCACAACUACUACCGCUACAAGCAACACGAGUAACACCACUGCAGGAGGAAACUUCUCACCUGCCCCGAAUUCGACCAGCAACCCUCUCAAUAAGUCUGAGGUCCGUGCUACAACUCUGAGGGCUUCGCAGAUUCUCCACAACAAUGAAGCAAACGAUGACACAGUCAGCAUUGUGGAGAUUGGCUACCCGGCGCUGAUCAAACAGAUGAAGGUGAAACGAUGUACUGAGCUUUUUAUCGUUUACUCUGACAGGCACUUGAAGAAAAAGGUGCCGCCUUCCCCUAGCAGUGGGGCACAAAGGCUACAGAUGGGAUGGAGAGGGCUUCUUUCUGUAGUCGUGAGCACUACUAUGAUGCUGAUGAACUGCAACAUGUUAAUGCCUAACAACUAAAGCCUCCACUGGCUAGAAAGUGGAAGUAGAAAUCUUAGAGCCACAUUAUUAGAAUCUAGUUUUCACAUUAUUGGGAUUGUGUAUGGGAUUUAAAAUACAACAUAGAAAUAAAUUGUUAUAUAAAUAUAAACAGAAACCAUGUGGCAUUAGAGCUAAUUGACCUGAUUAACAGUAAAACUUACUUUUUCUACUUUUUUCUAUAUGAAAAGAGCAUCCAUUGAUGAAUGUAUUGAGGGUGAGAAAUAAGCAAUCAGACAUGAGAAUGAAGAAAUAUAAUCAUGCUUGCCCCAAUUACCCACAUGUCCCUUUACUCCACAUUCAUCCACCUUGUCCACAGACCCUGUUUUGACUUAGCUCACCUUCCACCAGAACUAGUUUACUGUGUAUUGCUAAGGUUUCUUUACCCACACAGGCUUUUUAUUCCCAAGCUACUUCUUCAAUCUUGGACACAGCCAUUAUGCUACUACAUUAGAAGGCAAAUUAGUCACGAUGCAGCAGUAAAGUGUUUUAAAGACACCGUCUUUCAUCAAAAUGAGUUUUUCUUGAGGCAAGGCAUUACUGAUUUCAACACUGGUUUAAAAUCAUGUCCAAUUGGUGAACAGGAUUUUCACUAUGGGAAAAUAUGAAUUUGUCUUGAUUGACUGAAGGCUCUUUUAUACAUGCACACGACACAUCAGUGGUACCAUGAAGGUUCUGACUAUAUUUUCAAGUAAUGGCCUUUACAUUGCUUACAUGCAUGACUUAACUACUGGUUUCAAGGCUCAAGCAGAACAUAAUUGUUUUUGCAGUUGACAAUGAUUAUCAGCUAAAGUUAUUUAUUGAGGAACUUUAAUCAUAGUAGCUAAAAGUCGCUGCUGCUGAGGCAAAGUCCUCGGCAACACCAAUCUUAAAAACAAAGAACAGAUCAUAAUAUUAAUAGUUUUAAUCUUCAUUUCUCAUAGAAACAUAUAUUCCAAUGAAAUUUGUCCUCUGCAUUUAAUUCAUCCCUUUUAGAGUCUGUGGAUUUUAAACCAGGGAACCUAUGCCCUUUUCAGGAUGCAAGUGCUCUGCCACUAGUCCACCACUCCCUAAUAAAUCUAAAGCAAGGGCCAAUAGGAGCUAAUGGCUAUUUUUCCCGUAGCGGCUAACUGCGGUGCAGGGCUAACACUUGCUUGUACGUAAUCAGGAACAAGGAGAUAUUUUAUUUUAGCUAUGUUAUUGUUAGCUAUGUUAUUUACUUUCUGUUAUCCUCCCACCGCUAACGAAUUGUUAGCUAAAGAUUUGAGUUUUCUGUCGUUUUUAUUUAUGUUGUCCUCAACAGAGCCACCGCUAACAACAUGUUAGCUAAAGAUGUUAUUCUUAUUUGCUUCCUCCUCUACAACACAGAUAUGGCUAGCAACAUUAUUGUUAGCAUCUCCUCUUAUAAAAAAAGAUUACAUUAUUUGAGUGGCUUGUAUAAAUUUAGGGUUUAAUCAUGUUGGUUAACCCCUCCAGCCACUGCAGCCGUGGAGACCCUCACUUAGGCCUAUGCUGAACAUGCCUAAUGACUGGCUUUUUGGCUUAAAAUUAUAUCAGUAAAAUGCAUUUUUUUUUGUUAUAAUGUCUUGAGUUGAAUGUAACCUAAACAUGACUAUGUGAGAAAACUGAUAUUUGCUAAAAGACAAACUAAUAGGUAGACACAACUGAGUGUAAUAGAUCCUGUAAGAAAGCAUCUAGACUUGGACUCUUGUUUUAUUUAUCCAAGAAAUCUGACCACUGAAUGUGUCUCUGGGGUUAGUUUGCACUCUGGUGCUGCACACUCUGUUGGUGACGAGUUAUGCAAAUAGACAGAAAUAUAAUCCUAUCAACAGAAACUUUACCAUGGUCGGGGUCUAAUUCAAUAAGAUCAGAGGAAACAUGUACAUAUUUGGGUCUAUGUUGAAUUGCAAGAAUAAUAUAAACCUUAUUUUCACCAUUUUAUCAAUCUAACUACACCUUUAGUCACUGCAAAUUUAAGUAAAAUACAUAAUAUUACUGAUUACGCCUGUCGGUCUUUAUAUUGUUUUGUUUCAGUAGAUCUCUCACAGACAUAUCAAAUGUUAUUUUACAAUGUUCUGUAUGCUUUGUGUUUUUUCUCUAGAUUUCUGUACUCUUGUUUGUAUAUUGGUUUUGUCUGCAGAAAAGAUACUAAAGAGGAGACACAUUUUUGGUU